This is a messenger RNA of Ostertagia ostertagi, 495 nucleotides long. The record is from the annotation of a GenBank genome assembly. Lineage: Eukaryota; Metazoa; Nematoda; Chromadorea; Rhabditida; Trichostrongylidae.
AUGAACGGGCUGCCGUGGAACGAGUUCGUCAACUUGUCAGCGGCCAAAGUUCAUCCUUACUGUGAGCACGACUACAACGUUCACCGAUGGCUCACCGCCUACGAGGGAAACGAGGAGGAGACGGCAAAAGUUUUGAGAAGACAUCUUAAUAUUCGUGAAGUUAUGUCGCUCACAUCUCUGCCAAACGCCAAAGGGGAAGAUAUUGACGAGGAGGCAGAAAUGUUCCGCGAAGAUUACAAAAUUAUUUUUGCACUCCAUGUGCUGAAAUGCACUGCAGAAGACGAGCAAUUUCAGCGAGGACUGCUUAAAGUAACGCGAUUCCUACGCAUGAAGUUUCGAACAAUGGAACGUCUACAGCAAAGAGUUGAACGAGAAGAACGUCGUCAGGACCAGCAGAGCGGCGGCCUGCUGAUCAUGGACCUCGAUGGACUUUCAUUUAGCACAACCCUUCUGUCAGUUUUAGCAGGAAUCAAGCAGAAGAAGGAAAUCCCGUAA